This is a messenger RNA of Eurytemora carolleeae, 1208 nucleotides long. RefSeq names its product speckle-type POZ protein-like B. The record is from RefSeq and is a predicted model, not a curated record. Bases 56 to 550 code for a protein of 164 amino acids. Gene Ontology annotation, molecular function: ubiquitin protein ligase binding. NCBI's taxonomy places the organism in Eukaryota, Metazoa, Arthropoda, Copepoda, Calanoida, Temoridae. The transcript has 5 exons. Gene Ontology annotation, biological process: regulation of proteolysis; proteasome-mediated ubiquitin-dependent protein catabolic process. Gene Ontology annotation, cellular component: cytoplasm; nucleus.
GGAAGGAAGAAAGGACUCCAAAGUGGAAGAAAAGGAAAGAAGAAAGGAUUCUAAAAUGGAAGAAAAAUCCAUGAAGAAAUUAGUCAUUGAUGAUCUCCCAGGUGACACAGUAGAGGAACUACUGAAGUAUAUUUACACUGACAGUUCACAUAAUGUGGAAUUAUUUUCACAAACCUUGCUGGCAGCUUCGGAUAGAUACAAGUUACCGGGCUUGAAGCACCACUGUGAGAAGCAUCUAGGAGAGAUUAUGAACCCGUUGAACGUAUCUGAUAUUCUUCUACUAUCGGAGAACUAUUCAUGUAAAGAACUAAAAAGAUCUGCUCUCACAUAUUGUGGAGAAAACCAUUCAUAUAUCAUAAAGGAUUCUAAAUGGAAGACGAUGGAGAAAGAAAAUCCGCAAUUGUUUGCCGAAGCUGUGGCACUUGUCGCCCCUGAAUCCUGUGAUAAACAUGCAGAGUGUCUCAAAAAAGGAGGAAAUAGAUAUGAAGUUGAGAAAAGCAGCAAGGGAAGUGUUGGAGGAAGAAAGAAGUCCUACGUCAGAAAGUUGUAAUCCCAUUUUUGUCUAUUCAAUAUCAAACAUUUAAUCAAAACCAUGAUUCCUUGGCAUUAAGCUAAUCCCCAUGUACAUACAUUGGUUCAUGUAAACUUGAAUAGUAUAUAGUACAAUAUUUACAGUACAUUUCAUCCAUCCAUACAAUACAUAAUACAAUCAAAUAAAAUACUAAUGUAAUAGCUUUUACCCAGAUUUAUUUUAUCCCAAAAUUAAUAAUUUUCCAUUUUAUUAAAUAAUAUUUAACUUUUAUUUAUUACGGGGGGUAUGUAUUUUCAUCAAUGUUUUUAAAGAAAAAAACUAGUUUGGAAAAUUCUCAACAAGAUAAAAAUGUUAAUUUAUAAAAUAUAUACCCCCCUGUUCAACCGGUGAAAUACUUCUUUGCUUAUUUUCCAUAUAAUCCCUGUGAAACUAUUCCGGUGUUUGCAUUUUCAAAGAUUUUAUUGCUAAAAAUCUAAAUUUUUCGUCAAGUAGUUCAGUGCAGGGAUAAAUCUUUCUUGUUUUUUUGCAAAAAUGACAAACGUAUUAUACCCUGUAGGAUCCUACUUCUCUCAACAUCAGUAUUGGAUAUUGUAAAAAUGUUGAAUCGUUGAAUAUAUGUAAAUAAAUUUAUAUUUACAUAUAUAUAACUGCAACAAUAAACAUUAUCAACGUUGUA